Molecule: messenger RNA, 2477 nt
Organism: Parathielavia appendiculata
Lineage: Eukaryota; Fungi; Ascomycota; Sordariomycetes; Sordariales; Chaetomiaceae
Product: HET-domain-containing protein
Exons: 3
Coding region: 84-2234 (716 amino acids)
Source: RefSeq, a predicted model, not a curated record
CCUGGAUUUCUGAAGCACGAGAGGAAGGUUUCAGAACUUUACAUGCCAGGGAAACCACCUACACACAGCUACAGAGACCCAGGAUGCUUUGCGAAACGUGCUUACAGAUUCCUCUCGACCCGUUUCUGCCACACGAAGCCUGGGGCUCCUACCGAAAUGGCCGAGCCUGGUUUGGAAACGCCAUUGUGCGGCGCGGCGCCGACUGCGUCGACCAACUGCGCAAAUCAAGCGAGGCAGGAUGCCACCUGUGCACCAUCUUCUUGGGCGCGUUAGACGCAGCGGAACCGGCUUGGGCCACGGGCGACUUCACCGGUUCCGAUCACAGUCGGCUUCUGCACGCCCCCCGGCAACACCGAGAAGAGAGGCCGUUGAUGGAAGCGCUUCAACUCGGGGUGAAAAAAGAAGGAGAGGUUCUCAUUACCGACGGCAGCCGCACCGCUGGGCUGUACUGGGAACUUGAAAGCUUGAACUAUGGACAAAAACAGCUCUCCGUCCAUGACCGAGCGGACUGUGAGGAAAAUUUCGCCCUUGCCAAAAGCUGGAUCCAGACGUGCACUCAGCAGCAUACUGCCUGCAGGCUUGGUAGCGAGCCCGCAUUUCUCCCGACCAGACUGAUUCACGUCGGCGAUCCCGCCCAGGAAAAGCCUCCGCGUCUCGUUAUUACUGCUUACUUCCCCUUUCCGGAGCACACUCAGUAUCUCGCGCUGAGCCACUGCUGGGGAACGGAUAGGGGAAAGACGGUGGCUAAAACGCUGACGUCGACUCUACCCGAGUACGUCGAGCGCAUCGAUGUGAAGAGCCUGCCCAAGACGUUCCUUGACGCCAUGGAAGUGGUCCGCCGCUUGGGCUAUCACUACCUCUGGAUCGACUCGCUCUGCAUCGUCCAGGAUGACAAGAGGGACUUCGAGGUCGAGUGCAGCCACAUGCACCUGGUCUACUCGCAAGCAUUAUGCACUAUCGUAGCGUCAGACUCAGAGGACGGUGACGGCGGCUGUUUUGUGCCGCGGAGCCCUCUCCAGGUCAAGCCGUGCGCCGUGACCCUGAAGAACCUGCGUCGCCCUUACCACCGCCCAAAUGGCAUCAUGGACGUCGUCCGGGAGCGGUUCGCCAACGAACCCGACGAAGCCCAGGUCACCAUCUACCCCAACUUUGGCCCCUGGGCCCGCGGGGUUCAGCGCGGCGCCGUCUCCCGCCGCGGCUGGUGCCUGCAGGAGCGCGAGAUGAGCCCGCGCGUGCUGCACUACACGCGGGACCGCCUGAUGUGGGAGUGCCGCGAGAGCAUCGCGUCCGAGGACAGGCCCGAGCCGGAGCCCAAGAAGAAGAAGGACGAGGCGCUGGCGCCCCACCUGUCAAGCUCCCGGCUGUUGGACGACGGCGCCCUGCACGUCGUGUCCAAGCUGCCCAACCGCGUCCAGCUCAAGUCGCACAAGUGGGACAGGCUCGUCGAGGCCUACUCGAGACGCCGGCUGUCCGUGGCCGCUGACAAGUUGCCCGCUAUAUCGGGCAUGGCGCGGGCUCUCGCCGAACGGCAGCCUGGCGACGAAUAUCUGGCGGGCAUAUGGAAGGGGAAUCUGCUCAAAGGCUUGUCGUGGUUUCCGUCCAAGUCUCGCGAUAUCGCCCUUGUCCCUGCUGGGUCCUGGCCGCCGGCGCCCGUCGACGCUGGAAUCCCGACUUGGUCAUGGGCUGCUUACGACGGACCCGUCACGUUUGUGGGCGAUUCGUGGUUCAGUGGCGGGUGGAGUACCAUCAUUGAUCCCGAUGGCAAGGAGAAGUGGGUGAAGAGCGGGCCUGAAGUAGUCGUCAAGGCCGUCUCUGUAACUCACGACAGCGAGGACGCGUUCGGGAGGGUUUCUGGUGGAGAACUUUUCCUCGAGGGGUGGGUGGCUGCGUUGGUGCUGAAUGAAGCCUGCCUUGUCGCCGAACCGGAUACUAGGGAUCGGACCAAGAAGCCGCCAUUCCCAUCCAAGUGUUACAGCGUUCCCGUCGGCGACGCAGCGGUGGUCACAGUCUUCUUUGACUAUGACGUGGCGGAACUGCCAGUUAGCACCGUGAUUCUCUGCCUACAGCUUGGGACUGGCGUCAGCGUCAGGGGCGGUAAUUCGAAGGUGGACGCGGGGUUGGCGCUCAUGUUGGAUCCGGCGGGAUCGUUACGGAGGGUGGGCAUGUUUGAAGUCGCUGGUGACACGUUGCAAUGGCAUGAGACGGGGACGAGAGAGAUCGUCAGAAUUGUCUAGUCAACCUUCCCUUCCUCCUUUCUCACUGUCGCUCUUCUCCUCUGUCCAUGAGUGUCUGUCACAGCUUGGAGUUGUUCUACGGAUUAUUUGGGUUGGUUCCUUAUUUUUCUACUGGCGGGUGUUACUGUAAACUGCACGCUCUAAGGUCACCAGGAAGACUCCACAAUCGCCCAAGUUAUGGUUGAUUGCUGAAACCGUAGUAGUUUAAUGAUUGGAUCGACUGAAUUGACUGAGUCUGACUGG